GGACAAUUUGGCGGCACAGUAUCAUCCAACCCGAACGGUGGUCUAGAUGUAACUGCUCGAUUAAGUAAAACUAUUGGCGACCCUAAUGCCAAUCUGGUUGGCGGUGUAUUCGCAGCUGGUAAUACUGAUGGAGGUCCAGCAACUAGAGGAGCUUUCUUGGGAGCCAAUAAAGAUGGUCAUGGUCUCUCCUUGCAACAUUCGAGAACAGAUAAUUUUGGUUCCUCUUUGACAUCAAGUGCUCAUGCCAACCUCUUCAACGACAAAACUCACAAAUUAGAUGCGAAUGCUUUUCACAGUCGCACCCAUUUGGAUAAUGGUUUUAAAUUCGAUCGUGUUGGUGGAGGCUUAGGUUACGAUCAUGUGAACGGUCAUGGCGCCUCGCUAACUGCUUCCCGUAUACCUCAGCUCGAUAUGAAUACUCUUGGCUUAACUGGUAAAGCUAACUUAUGGUCAUCGCCGAGUCGGGCAACCACUUUGGAUUUGACGGGAGGAGUUUCAAAACAUUUUGGCGGUCCGUUUGAUGGUCAAACUAAUAAACAGAUUGGGUUGGGUUUAAAUUCUAGAUUUUAAGCUUUGUAUUUCGAAUUAAAUGUAUUUAGAAUAGAAUGGAAAAUAAAAAAAGAACGAAAGAAAGGCAUUUCAAAGUUA
Molecule: messenger RNA, 648 nt
Organism: Glossina fuscipes
Lineage: Eukaryota; Metazoa; Arthropoda; Insecta; Diptera; Glossinidae
Product: attacin-A
Exons: 2
Biological process (GO): defense response to bacterium
Cellular component (GO): extracellular region
Source: RefSeq, a predicted model, not a curated record